ACGCUGCCCUGCCAUCCCGUCGCCGCGCCGCCCGGACUCGCCCAGCGCUCGCCGGGUCUCUCCACAGUUUCGCGACCAUCCGAGGCUGAAAGAAAGCGGAAAAUCUGAAGGACAUCAAAGAGAUGAAUAUCGGCAAGUGGGGAUUGAAGUCUGGUGAUUCCAAAUCUGAAUCUGAGUUGCAGGUAUAUAAGAAAGAGAAUGCAGCCCUGAAAAAAUCUUUGGAAGACCUCAUUAAGGGCAAAAGAAAAAUGACGCCAGAAGAAAGGAACAGAUUCCUGGAGAAAAUACUUGCCCUUGAAACAGAAAAUGCAAAAUUUAAUAAUAUCCUUGGAGAGAAAAAUCAAGAAAUUCAGCUCCUGAAAGACAAGCUGAAGAUCAAAAGUAAAAAUGGUGAUGUUACUUCUCUGCUUAGUCAACUAGAAGAGAAAACACAGGAAGUGGCAAAGAGAGAACAGCUACUUCAUUCGCUCUCUGAAGAGGUGGAUCGGUUGAAAAACCAGUUAUCUGCCGUUACUACAGAUUGUUCAGACCUUGAAAAUAGAGCCAAUAAUGUGCAGAUUUCCAAGGAAACUGCUAUAAACUGCACUGGAACACCAACAAAUGAAGUUGAAAUCCAACUGAAAGAUGCUCUGGAGAAAAACCAGCAGUGGCUGAUAUAUGACCAACAGCGAGAGGCCUACGUUCAGAGCCUUGUGGCAAGGCUCUUUGAACUGGAACAGCAGCUGGAAACUGUUAACCAGCACCAACCAAAUGAAACCAGGGCAGAAGAAGAUAAGCAAAGAUAUUACGAACAGUUGUUGCUAGCCACCAGGAAUGACCUAGAGACAGAAAGGCGUUCCGUAGCCCAGCUGCAUUCCGAACUCAUUGAAUUCAAAAGGAAGUAUGAUGAAGCCAAGCAGGAGGUGAUGAAUUUAAAUAGUCUACUAAAGUCGCACAAGCAGGCUGACAUUCAGACUCUGCAGGACGAAAACAACCUCAAAGGGCAGAUGCUGCAGAGGCUUACUCAAGAAAAUGAAGUGACCAGAGACCAACUUGAGGAAGAAAGGAAACGAACGCAAGCACUCUCAUCUCAGGUUGAGAUGCUUCAGAGAUCUAUGCUAAAACAGCAGGAAGAACACACAAGGAUAACAGCUUUGGAACAGCAGAUCCAGGCAUGCACAUCCGACUUUGAGAACGAGAAGCUCGACCGUCAGAACUUGCAGCAUCAGUUGAGCAAAGUCCUUAAGGAGCUGCGCAAGGCAAGGGACCAAAUAACUCGCCUUGAGCCCUCAAAGCUUCCAGAGUGUGGAGGAUGUACAGAAGUCUUGCACGACUUCCAGGCUGCCUUUGAAGACAAGCUGACAAUACAGAACAAAUGUCCUUCACCAAAACGUUCAAAUCUUCUUGAUGAAAGUUUCUUGGAGUGCCCCAAAUGUAAAGCACAAUAUCCUACAAGCCAGCAUAGGGAGCUGUUAGCCCAUAUUGACUUCUGUGCAGAUUAAAUACAAGGACAAACUUGUAGGUAUGUCUUGUCGCUCCAUGUAUUUUCAACAGAAAAUAAUGGCUGGUUAAAAAAAAAAAAGCAGCAAGAUUCUAAAGGACCACAGUUCCUAUUCCCAUGAUACGUACUUCUAUUCUCCUUAUUAUUAUUGUUUUACAAAGGGGUAGACCUUAACAGUAUCUAUGAAACAGGAAACAGUUUUGUUUUAGAGUGGUAAUGUAAAUUCUAAACUACUGAUUGUGCCAUAUUUGCACAGCCGGAACCAGUAGAAAUGGUUUGAUUUUAUUUUCCAUGACCAAAUACCCCAUGCAAAUAGUCAACAAAAUUACUGGCAAGCAUUCCUGUUUCGAUCUUAAAGAUAUAUGUAGGUUGUUUUGCUGGAUUAAUAUUUUCUGCUUUAUAUAUUGUCUGUUUCCAGAAAUGCAUUUUCAGAAUCUUGGGGCAGAAAGGAAAAUGUUUCUAAUAUAUGAGUCUCUGUGAGGAUGUAGCCCACCUGAGGGAAUGUGUGGCGACAAUUGCGUGUAGCAGAAAAUUUAUAUAGUACCUCUUCUACAUUCCAUCAAACUUUUUGUGUGUGUGUGCAGAAAAAAAGAGCAUCAGGGUGCCUCUUAAGACUGUUGCAGCCAUUUUGUUUGCUUGAAGUACACUCCUGUUUGCACUCUGCUAUCCCACAGCUAAAAGCUAGGGAUAUAAUUUAUCAGGGAACCAGUAUGAGGAAAUGGUUUUUAAAUGAAUAAAACAGAAUUGGCUAUGCCACCAA
Molecule: messenger RNA, 2240 nt
Organism: Lacerta agilis (Sand lizard)
Lineage: Eukaryota; Metazoa; Chordata; Lepidosauria; Squamata; Lacertidae
Gene: CEP55
Product: centrosomal protein 55
Exons: 9
Coding region: 123-1481 (452 amino acids)
Biological process (GO): mitotic cytokinesis; regulation of phosphatidylinositol 3-kinase/protein kinase B signal transduction
Source: RefSeq, a predicted model, not a curated record